Molecule: messenger RNA, 6777 nt
Organism: Motacilla alba alba
Lineage: Eukaryota; Metazoa; Chordata; Aves; Passeriformes; Motacillidae
Gene: PMEPA1
Product: prostate transmembrane protein, androgen induced 1
Biological process (GO): negative regulation of transforming growth factor beta receptor signaling pathway
Cellular component (GO): early endosome membrane; Golgi membrane
Molecular function (GO): R-SMAD binding
Source: RefSeq, a predicted model, not a curated record
CCCGUCUGGCGCUGACGUCACGGUCCCGCCCGCGGCGGCGGCGGCGCGGCCGCGUCCCCGUGGCCGUGAAUGAGCGCGGGGGGCGGGAGCGGAGCGGGAGCGGGCGGGCCGCGCUCCCACCGCGCUCCCACCGCGCCGCGCCCCACAAAAGUGCGGGGCUGCCGCGGCCGGGCCCAGCGCUGCCGCUUCCCGGGCCGGAGGGGCGCGGAGCAGCCGCGGGGCCGAGCGGAGCCGCUGCCGGGGGCGCUGCGCCGCGCCGGGUUUUUUAUUUCCAAUUUCUGAUCGCAGCUGCAUUUCCCUCCCUCCGCCCCCCCGCGCCGAGGAGGAGCCCCGGCUUUAUGUGGUGCUGCCCGGGGAGCGCUCGGCGGCCGGGAAGUUCUUUGUGUCGCCGUCGCCUUCCUUUUUUUUUUUUUUUUUUUUUUUUUUUUAGUUUUUUUUUUUCUUUUUUUUUUUUUGUGUGUGUGUGUUUAAAUGUAUAACUUCAUGGGGCUGAACAGCACGGCCGUAGCUAUUCAGCCCAAUGUGUCCUGCACAUGCAACUGCAAAAGGUCUUUGUUCCAGAGCAUGGAGAUCAGCACUGAAUGUUUAGGUCGCACCUUUCCAGGUAAACUGGCGGAGUUGGAGUUUGUACAGAUAAUCAUAAUCGUGGUGGUGAUGAUGGUGAUGGUGGUGGUGAUCACGUGUCUGCUGAACCACUACAAACUCUCGGCGCGAUCCUUCAUCAGCCGGCACAGCCAGGGCAGGCGGCGAGACGAGAACCUCUCCUCAGAGGGAAGCCUGUGGCCUUCGGAAAGCACCGUGUCGGGGACCGGCAUAACCGAGCAGCAGAUCUACACCCCGCGGCCCAGCGAGCGCCUGGCAGUGCCCUCCUUCCUGCAGAGGGACCGCUUCAACCGCUUCCAGCCCACGUACCCGUACCUGCAGCACGAGAUCGACCUGCCGCCCACCAUCUCGCUGUCGGACGGCGAGGAGCCCCCGCCCUACCAGGGACCCUGCACGCUGCAGCUGCGCGACCCCGAGCAGCAGAUGGAGCUCAACAGGGAGUCCGUGCGGGCCCCCCCAAACAGAACCAUCUUCGACAGUGACUUGAUAGAUAACUCCGUGUUCGGGGGGCCGUGCCCCCCCAGCAGUAACUCUGGCAUCAGCGCCACCUGCUACGGCAGCAGUGGCAGGAUGGAGGGGCCGCCGCCGACCUACAGCGAGGUGAUCGGCCACUACCCCGGCUCCACCUUCUACCAGCACCAGCAGAACAACAACGGGAUGCCCCCCAUCUUGGAGGGCAGCAGACUCCAUCCCUCACAGAUCAAUGGCCUUGAGAGCACGACGACGACGACGACGACGACGACGGCGUGGAACAAAGAGAAAGAGAAACAAAAAGGGCACCCCUUUUAAAAAAAAAAAAAAGAAAAAAAGGAAAAAUAUUAAAAAAAAAGGCAAGAAAGUAAAUGAAACACUCUGCACUUCUCAUUAAAAGAAAAAGGAGAGAGAGAGUUGAGGAAGAUGAGCAAAGAGAAAAAAAAAGAAGCCCUUCCCCAUCUCUCCGUGUAUAAAUAUUUACUUGUUAUGUCUGGUCUGAAUGCACAAGCCUACCAAGCUUGCAAAAACAUUUCUUUAUUGAGCUGUGUCUAGACGUUUAAAAAGGAAAAAAAAAUUCAACUGUAGUCUUUUUUUUUGUUUGUUUCUAGUUGGGCUGUGUGUGAAUGCUUUUUUUUUGUUUGAUUAUUUCACUUAUCUUUAAAAACAAAAUAUUUGCACAAAAACCAUUUUGUUUAAAGAUCUGCAAUAUAAAUAUAUAAAUAUAUAUUAAAAAUAAGAGAAAGUGUAUGUGUAAGGAGCAGGAGUAUUUUUGUAUUAGAAGAGGCCUAUUCAAAAAAAAAAAAAGUUGUUUUCUGAACUAGAAGAAAAAUGGCAAUUUUUUGAGUGCCAACUCAAAAAGCAUGUAUUACAUUGUAAAAAAACAAAAAACAAAAAAAAAAUCAAAAGCAGGGGUUUAGAGUUAUUUAUAUAAAUGUUGAAAUUUUGCACUAUUUUUUAAUAUAAAUAUGUCAGUGCUUGUGUUCGUCAAAGCCUCUAUCAUGUCUACCAUGAACCUGUUAAGGGAUCUAUGUGGAAGUGAAGAACAAAGUAGCUGGAAGGGGAGGAGGAUCGCUGGAGUGGAGAUGCCAGCCCUGGGAGGAGCGGUGAGCGAGACUGCAGCUUAUGCAAAUCCUUAAUUUCCAGAGUCCCUGCGCGUGGCCGCCGACAGCCACGGCUUUUAUACAUUCCCUACAAAGCAAGAGGAGUUGGUGUGUGUCUGUCUGUCAUCCGGUAGGAUUAUUGGAGUAACAAGGUAAAAUGAAAACUCCCUGCUUCCCGCAGUCAGGAAUGACUGAAGCAGGCAAAAAUUACUUGAUUUUUUUUUUUUCUUUUUUUUUUUCCUUUUUUUUUUUUUUUUUUUUUUUUUUUUGGACAACCUCUAACUUUUUGGAGGGGAGGGUGGUGGGGGUUGAGAAUAAACUUCUGUGUCUGAAGGAACAAAAGUGUUUUUUGGUUUAUUUCUUUCCAUGUUCAACUGAAGGGCCCUGUUGGAGCCAAAGCGGUGGUUGUGGAAGUCGAUGUGAGGAACUGGUAAUGCACCCACUGGCUGCCCUUCAGCUGGGUUUAAAUGUCUCGUUGAAAGGACGAGGUGGAAAGUGUGGUGGUGGUGAACAUCAUUUUCAUUUUGUUUCAACCUCCCAAACCUCAAUUUGGGAUAAACGGGCGCAGCCGUGUCCCGCGGCGCCGCUGUCCCUGCUCGUCGCUAUUUUUGACGUUUGUUAUCCAGCUAAAGAGGCACCAGGUACAGUAGAUGGAAAUGAAUCUGCUCCUGUGUUGUGUUAAUUAAAGGCUACAAAAAUAAUGCUUAAGGCUUUAGAAGCAACCCCCCCUUACCUCUUCUGGGACGUCCUCCCCCAGGUCCCGCUGCCCUCCCGCCGGCGUUGCGCGUGGUUAAUUUCUCUUGGUUUCCCAAGCGCUUUGUCUUGCUCUGCUCUUGUUUACAUUUUCUGUCACCUCGGUGUCUGGUAGGGGCCUCACCCUCGUGGUGAAUUCGUAGGUGACUGAGUGAGUGGGUGGGAAACCUGAGAGAGCCAGGGGGAGAAGGCAAAAGGGAAAAAUCCCGUGGCGGGUCCCGUCUCUCCGAGCGCGAGGAAGGGUCGGUGGGGAGCCGCAGAGAGCGAGGAUUUUACAAGGGGGUGUGAUUUGAUUUCCUGCAGGAUGCUAUCUAGUAGAGUGACAUAAAUGAAAGAUAUAAAUGCAAUAACUAUUGUUUUUAAGCAACUUUUUUAUUACUUGAAAAAGAAAAAAACAUAACCAUGAGAACGGUUUUGAAGUUCUGACCAUUUGAACAAUAUUUAUAUAUAUUUUAAAGAAGAUGAUGAAUAGCUGAACUUGAAGUUUGAUCAUUAUUUUUUUGCUUUUUGCCUUUUUUUUUAUUUCUGCCUAGAAAUAGUCCUGUACCUUCUCAAUACUUCAAACUGCUUUUCCACAGCUCCUGAAAUCUUCAUAGUUUUACAGUCACGUAACCUAAAUUUUGAUGACCUAAAAAAAAAAAAAAAAGGAAAAAAAAAAGAAAAGCCACAAAAAAAUAAAGUAAUGCAAAGGAAUAAAUCUAGCGUGUCAUGAAAGGUACAAAACUGGUGAAUUUGUACGAGUUUUUAAAAUGUAUCUUUCCUUUAUGUAACAUGUCUAUUUAGUGCCUUAUUAAACAAACAGUGACCCUCCCUUAUUAGAGAGGGGGACACAAAAUCAUCGUUAACAUUACAAGUAACCAGCGUCUGGUCUCUUGCUCCUUUGGACCUUGCAUUCACUUUUCCAGUCCCUUUUCCCCGGAGCAGCUCCCUGUGCCUGGCCACACCUGCUGCUCCCUUGGCCGCUGCUCUGCUCCGACUGUUCUUAGGGAACUUGAACACGUUUUAUGCACAUUAUCCUACCCGGGGAGGUAGGAAUCUGUGGUGGAUAUUGUAAAUGAGAUACCAACCAAAAGAGAAAGCGAAAUAUAAUAUCUACUGCCCUCUUGAGCCAAAAUGCGUGAAUAGUGUUGUUGGGGUUGGGUGUGUUUGUUUUUUUGUUUUGUUGUUUUUUUGGGGAGGGAGGGGGGGGUGUUGUUCAGUGAUCUGAACUAGUUUUGUUUGCUAUUAAAAAAAUACGGUUACCUCAGCAGAUUUUGGGUGGAAUAUGCAUCACAUGUUUAAAACUGAGCAGUGAGUAAAGAGGUGGUGUGGGGACCAGAGGUUGUUAAGAAAUGAGAUUGUCUUGUCACAGGGUCACCAAGCAGUCACCUGGCCACCAAACCCCGUGGAAAAGUCAGGGAAGUGGGCAGGGGCUGGAUAGGCACAGAGGGGUAGUGGGAGAGGGUCUGAAGAUGCAGUGCAAUUGAACCCAGCUCUCAUGCUUGAAAGUCCUCAAAAUUUCAACCAAUUCUCUUUUCCCCCUAUUUUUUCCCUCCCUCCCCCAUCCUCUCACAGUGUGAGCUUUUAUUUGUCCAGCAUCGCCCCAAGCUCUGCGGUUGAGUGAUCAGUUUGUUGAGUUCCUGGGUCCAGUUUCAUUUACCUCUUUCUCUAGUUUGGGGAGCUGAAUGUGUGUGAAAUGGGGUGGCUCAUCAACACCAAAUUUCUGUCGCAAAUGAUGCCUUUCAGCCCAUCCAUGCACAAACCCCAAGCUGCCACCUUUCCCUGGUCUGCUGCAGCUCCAGUGGGGAGAGCCCCAGGUCCCAGGCAGUGGGUGCAGCUCCUCAGCAGAGCUCAGCUGUUAUCUUUUGUCUUUCUUCUGUCCAUCCCUCUCUUUGCAGUCCUGAGAACUGUGUAUUUCAAGUGCAGAUACCAGAUCUGGGGCCCAGAUCAACUCCAAGUUCUGAAUGGGUGUUUAGAAAUAAUGGUCUGUUCUUUUUUUUAUUAUUAUUAUUAUUGUUGUUGUUGUUAUUGUUGUUAUUAUUAUUAUUACUACUAUUUAAUGUUACUUUUUGCCUCGGGGUCCAUUUCUUCCCCAUUCCCACGUCCCGAAUUGCCACCAAGGCAGGGAAUUUGCUUUGCACACCCUUGCUGAUGCCCCAUUCCUCUGGCCUUGGUGCAGCUCAGUGGAGAGCGGUGCUAGAGUGUCCUGCAGCUGCCAGCACAGAGAUUCAGGCCCCUUAAAAGUGAUUUAUUUUUAAAGAAAUACAGAAGAAUCAAAGCAUUGCUAAUGCUUAGCAACCUCAUGUCCUAGCCUGCCUUUCUGCUCGGAGUUUUAAGUCGCGUUAGCUUUAAAAGGGGUUGUUGAUCUUACAGAGUUUCUUAGCUUACAGUACGGCAAACAGCAUCCCUAAAGUGCCCCCAAACCUCACUGGCCUGGAAAGGGAACGUGGCUUUGUUGAUUCUGGUGGGGUGGAAGGAUGGGUUUCGUUUGGGGCUGACACUGGUCAAACACGUGUUCCCUUCACAACCCUUGGUUACAGCGGUUUGAAGACUCAGCUUUACUGAUCCAGCGUGUUGUUUCCAUGAGUGUUACAAAAUUCAUUCUGUCUUAAGUGGGGUCUAAAGAAAUCCAAUUGUUUUCUGGAGAAUCACCCUUUUGUAUGUGUAUUGAAUUAUAAAAUUGCACUAACUGCUAUAUUAAGAAAAAUAAAGAAAUCAGAGCCCAAUGUUUUUCCUAAGGAUUGGGAAAAGACUGAAUCAGAUGUGUAGCAUUAACAGUGCUAGGCCAGAACAGAAUGAAUUUUAAUCUCUUCUGUCUCUGAUCAGAGAUUUUCUGUGUACAACACAAAGCUACAAAAAAAAAACCAAACAAACCAACAAAGGAAGUUUUCCAGAAACUGCGCUUCAAAUUUUUGCUGUACUAUAGAAGCUCAUGAAGGACAACAUUAAAGUCCUAAUUUGCCUGCCUUAUAGACACAUUUCAUUGUAUUAAUAUUUUCUUAAACUUCCAGUUGCAUUGUGUUGGCUUUGGAGUUUGUUAUAGGCAGUCCUGUAUCCUGAGUUCUGUUCAAUUUAAACUUAUGUAAACUAUUGACAGCACAUGCAAUGCAGUACUUAUCUAUAUUUUGCUGUUUUAGUAUGAAUAUGUACUCUGAUGCCAAUUUACAAAAAUCUGUUGUAAACGCUUCUUGUGUACCAGUAACCAAUAGUGGCAAUUAUAUGUCAUUCUAAAAGCUGCAAUACUUAUACAAUAAAUUUUACAAUACUUUGGAAAAUUUGCCUUCACCUUUUGCUUUGUUACCCAAAAAAAAAAAAAAAAAAAAAAAAAAAGAGAGAAAAAAAUCACGGUUAGUCAACACAAUGUAAUUUCAGUUAUCCUAUUUUCUUCUGGAAUGUUGGAAAAUGAAUCUGCUCAGUUUUGGAUAUUUGUGUGGGUCCCCCCUUGCUCGUUCUGAGGCACGGCCCCAGCUCUGUAUUGCCACCCGUGCUGUCCCUGUGGAGCUGGAGCUGGUUCCCGGUGCAUUUGCAUGCUCUGUGUGUGUGUGUGCACGUACAGCUCUUGCCUUUGGAGCAGAUCAGGUGCACGUACAGCUCUUGCCUUUGGAGCAGAUCAGGUGGCACAGCUCCAAGCCCAGAAGAAGCAUUCCUGGUUUGCACCACUCUGCCCAGCCCUCGCGGUCCUGCCUUUCAGCCGAGAACGUCACUGAUGGUCAGAAGGUCUUAACUUGAAUAACGUCAACCAACAAGAACUGCUCAGAUUGACUCAAAUCCUAAGCACAGAGAAUUUGUGUGACUUUUUUUUUUUUUUUCCUUUUUCCUUUCUGAAACUGUGGUCAAAUUGCAGUGAUCACAUUAAAGCGAUUGAAAA